AUGACAAUGAAUGAAAUGUAAAUAUGCCUGCAGUUCACGUUCUUUUUAACACGCUCAUCAGGAUAUCUGAGCGUGUGUCUGAGCGGCUCUUGGAGGGAGCGGUGGUGCGUGCUCCGGGGUGGAAGUUUGUACCUUCAGAAGGACCCCGGGGACCAGCGACCCCCAAUCAUUGUGGUGCCACUCAAGGGGGCAGAGGUGAUGCCAGGCGGGCUUGGACCUAAACAUCCGUUUUCUUUCCGCAUCCUACAGGGAGGCAACGAGCUGGCAGCUCUGGAGGCCAGCUGCUCUGAGGAUCUUGGCCGCUGGCUUGGAGUUUUGUUUGCAGAGACCGGCAGCAGCACUCUCCCUGAAGAGUUGCACUACGAUUACAUCGAUGUGGACACACUUACUGACAUACGGCAUGCUGCCAGACACUCCUUCUUGUGGGCCACAACAGCUAACUCCUCCAGUAGUGCUUCAAUAGACUCCAGAACUUACGAUGAGGUCUAUGAAAGUGUUGCG
Messenger RNA from Neolamprologus brichardi, 501 nucleotides. The record is from RefSeq and is a predicted model, not a curated record. Lineage: Eukaryota; Metazoa; Chordata; Actinopteri; Cichliformes; Cichlidae.